Trichechus manatus latirostris (Florida manatee) is the source of this 1084-nucleotide messenger RNA. RefSeq names its product olfactory receptor 6C74. Gene Ontology annotation, biological process: G protein-coupled receptor signaling pathway. Bases 95 to 1033 code for a protein of 312 amino acids. Gene Ontology annotation, molecular function: G protein-coupled receptor activity; olfactory receptor activity. Gene Ontology annotation, cellular component: membrane. The transcript has a single exon. The record is from RefSeq and is a predicted model, not a curated record. Lineage: Eukaryota; Metazoa; Chordata; Mammalia; Sirenia; Trichechidae.
AUAUUAAAAAAGUAGGUAAUUUAUGCAGCUCUCUAUGCUUUAGUUCUGAGUUUUUCUUAUUCUUUUUAUUUCUGUCUUUAAAUGGCAGUCAGCUAUGAGAAACCACACAACUGUGACAACCUUUAUUCUUCUUGGACUGACAGAUGAUCCACAGUUACAGGUGGUCAUUUUUCUUCUUCUUUUUUUCACCUAUAUGUUGAGUAUCACUGGGAAUCUAACCAUCAUCGCUCUCACCUUACUGGAUUCUCAUCUCAAGACACCCAUGUACUUCUUUCUCCGAAAUUUCUCAGUUUUAGAAAUAUCCUUUACAACCGUCUGCAUUCCCAAAUUUCUUAUUAGCAUGGCCACAGGGGAUAAGACUAUUUCUUACAACAAUUGUGCAGCACAGCUGUUUUUUACUAUUCUUUUGGGGGCAACAGAAUUUUUCCUCCUGGCCGCAAUGUCCUAUGACCGCUAUGUGGCCAUCUGCAAACCCCUCCAUUACAUGACUAUCAUGAGCGGCAGAAUCUGCCACGUGCUGAUCUUUGCUUCAUGGUUGGCUGGUAUCCUAAUAAUUUUUCCACCUCUUCUUAUGGGUCUUCAGCUUGAUUUCUGUGCAGCCAACACUGUAGAUCAUUUCUUCUGUGAUGUUUCUCCUAUAUUAGAGCUCUCUUGCACAGACAUAUAUAUAAUAGAAUUAAUGACACUUCUCUCAGCCAUUUUGACUCUCCUGGUUACACUGGUGUUAGUGGUUCUCUCCUACGCAAACAUCAUCAGGACUGUUUUGAAAAUACCGUCUUCACAACAGAGGAAGAAGGCGUUUUCUACUUGUUCUUCUCACAUGGUUGUUGUCUCCAUUUCUUAUGGCAGCUGCAUCUUCAUGUAUGUGAAACCCUCUGCAAAGGAAAGGGUGUCUUUAAAUAAAGGGAUAGCUCUGCUCAGUACUUCUGUUGCACCAAUGUUAAAUCCUUUCAUUUAUACAUUGAGAAACAAACAAGUAAAAGAUGCUUUUAAACACAUGGCUAAAAAGGUAGAAGUUUUCUCAAUGAAGUGAGUAACUUUAAUAAGAUUAAUAAGAUUAUGAGUAAAGUAACAAGAAGGGUGC